CUUGGCUUCGAAUUCAGCUCCCUCUUCUUCUUCUUUAUUCACUUUCUUUCCCCUUUUUCUUUUAUUUCAUUAUAAAUAAAUCUGAUCCGAUACAUAUAUGGUUCCUUCUUCUUUAUGUGCAAGAACAACACAUGGUUUAAAGCUUCGAAUCUCUCCCUUUGCUUCGUCAUAUAUCUAAAUCACCCCACUCAAGAUUUCAAAUUCCCUAUAUCUUUGUUUUUAUAAAUUCUUUCUAAUUUUAUUGUCACAUAUAAUUGAAGCCUAAUAAAUCACACCACACUGUCUUACUCUGUUUUUGUUUCUUCUCUACUCUGUUUUUUUUUUUUCCCUUCAACAUUGAAGAUAAACUUAUCUUUUCUCUCUCAAAGACUGAAACUUUAUCAAAAUGGUCUCAUCGUCUUCAUCAUUGUUAUCUCCAUCUUCAUAUACAGAGUUAAAAGAUGCUUGGCAUCCAUCAACAACAGCGAACACAACAGAAUCAAGCUACUGGUUUAAUUGGAGGGUUAUGAUCUGCUGCAUAUGGAUGGCUAUAGCGACUGUGAUCACAGCUUUUCUUAUAUUCAAAUACGAAGGUUUUCGUCGGAAACGAAGUGACGUUGGUGAAGUUGACGGAGGAGAGAAAGAGUGGUCGGGAAAUGUAUAUGAAGACGAGACAUGGAGGCCUUGUCUUCGUAAUAUUCAUCCAGCUUGGCUUCUUGCUUUCCGAGUUGUUGCCUUCUUCGUUCUUCUUGUUAUGUUGAUUGUUAUCGGCCUUGUUGAUGGACCUACCAUCUUCUUCUACUACACACAGUGGACUUUUGGUCUGAUCACUCUCUAUUUCGGAUUAGGCUCGCUUCUUUCUUUGCACGGAUGUUACCAAUACAACAAAAGAGCAGCUGGCGAUAGAGUAGAUAGCAUUGAAGCCAUAGACUCAGAGAGAGCAAGAUCCAAAGGAGCUGAUAAUACUAUUCAACAGAGUCAAUACUCUAGUAAUCCAGCUGGUUUUUGGGGAUAUGUUUUCCAGAUUAUCUUUCAGAUGAAUGCAGGUGCAGUUUUGCUUACUGACUGUGUCUUCUGGUUCAUCAUUGUUCCUUUCCUUGAGAUCCAUGAUUAUAGCCUCAAUGUUCUGGUGAUCAACAUGCACUCUCUUAAUGCGAUUUUCUUGCUUGGUGAUGCUGCAUUGAAUUCUCUGAGCUUUCCAUGCUUCAGAAUUGCUUACUUCUUCUUCUGGACUAUAGCUUAUGUUAUAUUCCAAUGGGCCCUCCACUCCUUAGUCCAUAUAUGGUGGCCUUACCCAUUCUUGGACUUAUCAUCACACUAUGCUCCACUAUGGUAACUUCAAAGUUUUAUAGCAUUUCUCAGCAUCUCCUUUGUUUUAUUGGAAAUUUAGGCUGAUGACAUUGAAAUGAUGUGAAAUUUGUUACAGGUACUUCUCAGUGGCAGUGAUGCAUUUGCCAUGCUAUGGAGCCUUUGCCUUAUUGGUGAAGCUAAAACAUCGGCUUCUACAGAGAUGGUUUCCUGAGUCGUACCAGAGUCCUCGGUAGUAGCUUGCAAAGCAAGCGACCACGUUUGAUUGGAAGUUUUUCUUAAGUAGAAAGAACGAUUUUUGAAUGAUAGAGAAUGAAAAAAAAGAGUGGAGCAACCAAACUCAUCAUGCUUAUAAAUAUAAUUAAUUCUUUGCAGUAUUUAUUUAGCUUUUUGUUUACGAACGUGAAUAAAAGGAAAAAUGUGGAUCGAAAUUGAACAUUAAUACAUUAUCAUCAGAACAGAGUUUGAAAACGCCUUUGUAUAAAACCAGCACUAGUUUUAUUUGGGCUUAAAAGUGGCCUAAGAC
Molecule: messenger RNA, 1813 nt
Organism: Arabidopsis thaliana (thale cress)
Lineage: Eukaryota; Viridiplantae; Streptophyta; Magnoliopsida; Brassicales; Brassicaceae
Product: UDP-N-acetylglucosamine-N-acetylmuramyl-pyrophosphoryl-undecaprenol N-acetylglucosamine protein
Exons: 7
Coding region: 386-1315 (309 amino acids)
Source: RefSeq, marked reviewed